Molecule: messenger RNA, 2232 nt
Organism: Nezara viridula (southern green stink bug)
Lineage: Eukaryota; Metazoa; Arthropoda; Insecta; Hemiptera; Pentatomidae
Source: the annotation of a GenBank genome assembly
AGUUGUUUGAAGUAACAGACAGGAGAGCCUACCAGAAUUGUUACGUCAUUUUGUGUAUUUAGAAGUUUAAGUGCCGUGUGACGGAGAAAUGUGUUAUAUUUAUGAAAUUCUUUACAACAUUUAGUUUCUUGUCUGUUGAUUAACUAUUAAUUCAGGUAUUGCCAUUCAUUCACCCAAAAUGUCUGGAUUUGAUGAUGUAGUCAACCCUUUUAGUCCUCCAACCGUAGACAACCCUUUUGCAGAUCCUGCCGUUCAACAAGUUACAAAACAGACAAGUAGUGUUCAGAGAGGUCUAGAAGAAUAUAAUCCUUUUGCGGACCAACCAUCUCCACCUGCUGUAAAUGCUAUUCGAACUGGCGGAGAGAGAAAGGAGCCGGCUGUCAUGCCAGCCACCCAAGAACCUCCCCCUCCUUAUACUAGAACGACAGCGGCAGCUCCAUCUGCUAAUGCAGCUGUUAAUAUGACUCCUGCUGAUUUUCAGGCAGCUUUGGACAGGAGACAAGAAGAACUUGAACGGAAAGCAGCAGAAUUACAACGAAGAGAAGAAGAACUUCGAAAUAACACAUAUAAUGUUAGGAAAAACAACUGGCCUCCACUUCCUUCUAACUCUUGUGGUUUAGAGCCUUGCUUCUAUCAAGAUAUCAACGUUGAUAUACCUGUUGAUUUCCAGUCAGUUGUGAGGCAGAUGUACAACCUAUGGAUUUUCCAUUUCCUGUUGUUGCUGGCCAAUAUGUUUAUCGCCCUGAUACGAGUCAUUACCUAUGCAGACAUUGAAACAUUUGGAUUAUCUAUGCUGUAUACUGUAAUACUAACUCCUUUUUCAUUUGUGUGCUGGUAUCGACCUGGAUAUAAGGCAUUUAGGGAUGACAGUUCUUUCAGUUUUAUGGUUUUCUUUUUUAUAUUUGCAUUUCAAAUGCUUGUUACUACUGUUAUGGCCUUUGGAACGACUGGUGGUGGCUCCUGUGGUCUGUUUAAAACUAUAACAACAUUUGAGGCUGGUGGUGCCAAAGGUAUUAUCGUCGGCUUGCUUAUGCUCUCUGUCACACUUGGAUUUAUAACUGCCGUUCUUCUCGAUUUCAUUCUGAUCUCAAAGGUUCACAGAAUUUAUCGCAGUUCUGGAGCAAGUAUGGCAAAAGCACGUGCAGAAUUCACUACUGAAAUCAUGAAGAACGAACACGUGCGGGGAGCUGCUAGCACUGCCGCAACUGCCGCUGUACAAUCACAGUUCAACCAACCAUCAAGGAGUGGAGGAUUUCCAUAAUUAGUCAAACCAAACACAUUUUUGACUGACCGCUGUUGUUUCCUCGAUACAUCAAGGAAGAUAAACUAGCCAUAUAUAUUUUAUGUAUUGUGUUUGCGAAUGAUUAGAGUGAAUGGAAUCAAUCUACGUCUGAAUGAUGUUUAUUUUGUGUACUAUUGUGUUAACAUAAAGCCGUCACUUGCAGUUGUUCUUUGAUGCUACACUUAAAUUUAUUCUUUAUGAUUUUGGUUUUAUUUCAAUUUCCUGGAAUGUGGAGGUUAUUUUUGUUUGGUGUAGCGCUGGCAUAUAUUUUUUUUCUUGGAUGGUAUUUGGUUACGCAAAGGCGAUCCUCCCCAGAACAUGUAUUAUAUUAGUAGUUAGUCCAAAUGUACGUAUUAUUUUACAAAUAAUAUGGCUUGUAUAUUUUACUGUGCAAUGCUUUAUGUAAGACUAAUUUAUUAUAAUGCUGUGUUAAAAUUCUUUUUUUUUUUUCAGUUUAAAGCUGAUCACUUGACUGUAAACCGCAUAACUCUAGUUUUGAUGUAAAAUUGUAAAUUUUAGAUAUAUUCAAAUAUAAGACACAUUUUUUAGUUUUAAAAACAUUAAUGAAUACAUUCCUCGAAUAAUUAUAUUAUUUAGUUUAUAAAUUUAAUUCGCCCAGGAGGAUUUGUCGACUAUUUUGUAUAAAUUGUGUUUAUUAUUUAUGUGAAGUAAAUAUUUGGUGCAAUUUAAAUUAGGAGAUACCAAACACCAUAAUCAAAGUUGUCAAAAUAUAAUAAUAUUGCUGUUCGAUGAAUUAUGUUUUAUUUAUACUUUAUUUUUCAAUGUGUCUUAAAUUUAUAAUAAUACUUUAAAUUUUAAAAACUGCCUAGAAAACCAUAUAGAUAUAUAUUUACCUAUUUUUAGCUGAACAAUUUACUAAAUUUAUUCACAUCAUCGAUUUAUUUUAACAUUUUUUCAAUUUAAAAUAUACUAAAAUUAAUACUGAUACG